CACGCGGCACCAUUUCGCUUCGCCUUCCCCGGCAAAAUCUCCCCAAAAAAAUUCGAAACCGCGCCGACGCCUCCGCUUCACGAAACCCCAACCGGCGACGCGGCGCGCUCGCUCCGACGACCAUGUCCUUCCCCGACGAGGAGGAGGACGAGGCCUUCCUCCUCGCCGUAGCGGCCACGGAGGAAGCGGCGCUGGCCUCCUCCGACUCCUCCAAGCGCCGCCGCCUCUCCAUGACCUCGUCGACCUCCUCGUCACCGACUUCGGCCACUCCUCCCCCCGCCGCCGUCCCCGAGGGGCCCUACCUGGCCGCGCUCAAGGGAAGCCACAGCUCCGCCUGGAAGCAGCAGCAGGAGACGCUGAGCCAGGCGCGCAAGCGUCCCGGUGGGUCCCAAACCCUAGCCACCCCAGGUAGCGGCAGCGGCAGCGGCGGCGCGCAGGUCGCGAGGGGCGGCGCGUGCUUCAAGUGCGGGGACUCUUGCCACUGGGCAAGAGAAUGCCCGCAAUCCGUGCCAGCUACUGGCGGCGGAGGAGGAGGCGGGGCCUUUGGUGGAAGCGGAGGAGGGGGUGGUGGGUAUGGGGACGCGGGUGGGGCGGUGGAGGAGAAGGCUUGCCCCUGCGGCGCCGGGAGUUGCCUAGUGCUCACAUCCAACACGCCCAGGAAUCCGGGCCGCAAGUUCUACAGGUGCCCCAUGCGGGACAAUGGAGGUUGCAACUACUUUGAGUGGUGUGAUAACCCAUCUCCAGGUCCUGCAAAUGUCAGUGGCAAUACUGUUUUUCAGUCAGAUACAUCAGUUGCGCAUAUGCUUUGCCCCUGUGGUGCUGGAGCUUGCUUAAUUCUCACCACAAAGACAGGAAAGAAUGUUGGAAGGCAGUUUUAUCGUUGCCCAGCUAAUCAGGGAGGUAGCUCUUGUGGCUAUUUCAAGUGGUGUGAUGAACAACAGCUUAGGACAGCUGCUCCACUGCAAGCUUCAACACAAUAUCAUACUGAUGUUGCUUCAAGUGGCCAAAUUCCCAGCAAGAGGAGCUCCUCCGCCUGCUUCAAAUGCGGGCAAGAGAACCAUUGGGCAAAGGACUGCCCAAAUCAAUCUUCAGAUCCUUAUCCUGACAAAGGUGGGAGAACAUUUACUUCUGCAAGCUCUCCCGAUGCGUGUUUCAAGUGUGGUAAGAGCGGGCACUGGUCCCGUGAUUGCCCCACCGCAAAUUGUGGUUCUAGUACCGUCUCCAGCCAUGUCAAGUCCUCUUCUACUUUGGGCUCAUGGAACAGCCACAGAUACUGAUAGCCGGUACCUGUGAACUCAAUUGAACUGACAUGGACAUGCUGUACGAAACUUGGACAAAUGCACAUGACACGUGUUGCUUAGGUACGCAUUCUUGCCAAAUUCCUUUUGCUACUUUUAAGUUUGGUAAUGAGUUUUUACUGAGGACAUUUCCGUCUUCAUGCUGGUUGCUCUGGGAAUCUUUUGUCAUCUGCUCUAGACAUUUCCACUGAUGUAGAUAUAAGAAAAAUCAGCACUAUGUUCAAUUCUA
This is a messenger RNA of Oryza sativa Japonica Group (Japanese rice), 1527 nucleotides long. RefSeq lists its product as uncharacterized. The record is from RefSeq and is a predicted model, not a curated record. Gene Ontology annotation, molecular function: zinc ion binding; nucleic acid binding. NCBI's taxonomy places the organism in Eukaryota, Viridiplantae, Streptophyta, Magnoliopsida, Poales, Poaceae.